CAUUUUACACCCCGAGUAGGGUUUACAGUUUUGCCUUAUUUCCUCGGCUGCUUCUCAAAACCCUAAAUAUCUCACUCUCUCGCUCUCGCUCUAAACCCUGCAACUCUCGCAUCGUAGUCUUCAGCAAUGGAAUUCUGGGGUGUUGAGGUGAAAAAUGGAGAGACCCUGAAGGUUGCUCCUGGUGAAAAUAUGGUUUUGCAUUUGUCUCAGGCAUGUCUUGGUGAGACAAAGAAGGAGAAGGCAAAUGAUUCUGUCUGCUUGUUUGUGAAUGUUGAAGGGAAGAAACUUGUUCUCGGAACACUAGUCACUGAUAAGAUACCCCAGCAACAGUUUGACUUGGUGUUUGACAGAGAUUUUGAGCUGUCACAUAACUGGAAAAGUGGAAGUAUCUACUUCUAUGGAUACAAAGCCAGCAACCCUUUUGAUGAGGGUUCAGAGGAGGUUGAAUCUGAUGAAUCUGAUUCUGAAGAGGAUAUACCACUUGUGACUGCCAAUAAUGCAAAACCCAAAGUGAAGGCUAAGCAAGAGAAACCUGCAGAGGCUGUUAAAGCCAAAGGGAAGGAGUCUGAUGCUGGCAAACAAAAGGUGAAGAUCGUGGAGCCCAUCAAAGAUGAUGAUGAUGAUACCAGUGAUGAUAUGAUGUCUGAGGAUGAUGGUGACGAUGACUCUGAGGAUGACGACUCUGAUGAUUCUGGUGAGAGUGAUGAAGAGACACCAAAGAAGGCGGAGCCAAGCAAGAAAAGAGCUGCAGAAUCUGCUACUAAAACCCCUGUCCAAGAUAAAAAGGCCAAAGUGACACCCCAGAAAACUGAUGGAAAAAAGGUUGGUGGUCAUGUAGCCACACCUUACCCAGCAAAGCAGGCUGGCAAGACUCCGGGUAACAAGCCUAACCAGCAGACACCACAAUCUGGAGGAUCAGUGACUUGCAAGAGCUGCCCCAAGACAUUUGGUUCGGACAAAGCUUUGGAAUCCCACACAAAAGCUAAGCAUUCCAACAAAUAACUUGGGGUUUAGAGAAUUUGAAUUUUUGCAGACUUGGCUUAUUAAUAGGGUGUCAUCAAUGUGUAAAGGCUCAGUGGGGUUGGUUGAAAGUCUUCUGCAUGACUGUUUUUCAUGAAUUUUGGAUUGUUGCCUGAAUUAUGCCUAUCUCGUCUCUUUUCUAUUCCAAUUAUUGUUCCAUUUUCGAUC
Molecule: messenger RNA, 1188 nt
Organism: Salvia hispanica
Lineage: Eukaryota; Viridiplantae; Streptophyta; Magnoliopsida; Lamiales; Lamiaceae
Product: histone deacetylase HDT1-like
Source: RefSeq, a predicted model, not a curated record